AUGGGCUUUUACUCAGACAAGUUGUCCAAGAGCCAGGCUGCGGCAACAGCAUCCGCCAUUGCGUACGCAGCCAAGAAGCAGCUGGAACUGUCGAUUCGACCCAUUACCUCUGGCGAGUACGAGCGCACUAUCUUCUUCAGCGGCUUCUUCGAGGAACUUCAGGGCAUGGAGGUCCGCCAAGAUCUUAGAAUUCCGCAAGACUUCCGAACUGGGCUGCCCAACAUUACUGGUCUCGCUAAGAUGGGACUGAACCAUUUCGCUGCUGUCAUUGCUACUGGCAAGAUCAAACACGCCACCUCGGCUUACUUGCCCGCGUGGGAGAUGAUCAAGAAGGCCGUGCCUCAGGAACACUGGAAAGACUGCAAGAUGGCCAUUCCCUCGAUAUCUUGGCAGCAUAUGUACCUAGUUAGGGGCACAGCGUUUGCCCCUGGCGUGUACUCUUCUGAUCGGGAGUAUCUCCUAGAUCUAGCGAGGGCUUAUCGCGCCGAGCUAAUGAUCCUGUACGACGCGGGCCUGAGAUCAGUCCAGAUUGACGACCCUAACCUGACCUUCUUCAUUGUGGAGGACUUCCGGGAAGGUCUACGGGGAGACGGUAUUGACCCUGACUCCCUGCUGGAUCUGUACAUUUGGGCGCACAACGAGGCCAUCAAGAACCUCCCGAUGGAUUUGCAUGUUGGCGUCCACCUCUGCCGCGGCAACAUUCCCGGCGGCCCAUCUUUUGCCGAGGGAUCGUACGAGAAGAUCGCUAGCCAGGUGUUUCCCAAGCUGAAUUAUGCCACAUUCUACUUGGAGUUCGACGACCCUCGCAUCUCUGGGCACUUUGAACCGCUGAGAUUCGUCCCCCGAGGGAAGAACGUGGUCCUCGGCUUAGUCUCGACCAAGGUCGCCGAGCUUGAGGACAAAGACGCUCUCAUCAACCGAGUUCUCCAAGCUGCCGACGCCAUUGCCACGGGGCAGGGAAGAAGCACAUCCGAGGUCCUGGAGGACUCGCUUGCGGUGAGCCCGCAGUGUGGAUUUGCCAGCCACAACAUCAAUAGAGGUGUGGCUACGGAGGAGAGAAUGUGGGAGAAGUUGGUUCUUGUCAGAGACGUUGCCAGGGCUCUGUGGAGUGAUGCCGUCUAA
This is a messenger RNA of Colletotrichum chrysophilum, 1122 nucleotides long. RefSeq lists its product as uncharacterized. Bases 1 to 1122 code for a protein of 373 amino acids. Gene Ontology annotation, molecular function: 5-methyltetrahydropteroyltriglutamate-homocysteine S-methyltransferase activity; zinc ion binding. The record is from RefSeq and is a predicted model, not a curated record. The transcript has a single exon. NCBI's taxonomy places the organism in Eukaryota, Fungi, Ascomycota, Sordariomycetes, Glomerellales, Glomerellaceae.